GUCUGCUGCAUCAGUUACUCAAUGUGAGGGAGCAGAGAGGGAGUGUUGAGCAGUGCCGGUACAGCCAGCAUGAUUAUUACUACAGCAACUACCACCCUUAAUAAAUUUCAAAGAGCAUGGUCUAUAUUCCACAAGUUGCCUGCCUGUUUCUCAACAUCUACAGGCGUUGUAUCUUUGGAGAGGAUCAGGAAUAUUGGGAUAUCUGCUCAUAUUGAUUCUGGCAAGACGACCUUAACUGAAAGGAUUUUAUACUAUACUGGUCGAAUAGAUGAGAUGCAUGAGGUACGUGGGAAAGAUGGUGUUGGGGCGGUAAUGGACAGCAUGGAGCUGGAGAGACAGCGAGGUAUCACAAUUCAGAGUGCUGCUACCUAUACUAUGUGGAAGGACCAUAACAUUAAUAUCAUCGAUACUCCAGGACAUGUGGAUUUUACAGUGGAAGUAGAGCGAGCCUUGCGGGUGUUAGAUGGGGCAGUAUUGGUGUUGUGUGCAGUGGGUGGUGUUCAGUCUCAAACAUUAACUGUUAACAGACAGAUGAAGAGAUAUAAUGUACCAUGUUUGGCAUUCAUCAAUAAACUAGACAGAAUGGGAGCCAAUCCUUCUCGUGUGUUGCAUCAAAUGAGGUCUAAAUUGCACCACAAUGCAGCUUUUGUGCAGUUACCAAUAGGUUUAGAAAGCAACACAAAAGGAAUCAUCGACUUAGUGGGUCAGAAAGCUUUGUACUUCGAGGGAGAUUUUGGAAAUAUUGUACGUGAGGAUGAAAUUCCAAGAGACAUGAGUGUCGAGGUUGAGGAGCAGCGUAUGGAACUUAUUGAGCAUCUCUCCAAUGCGGAUGACAUCAUUGGGGAAAUGUUUUUGGAGGAAAAGACACCAACAGAGGCAGAGCUUCAUGCUGGUAUUCGCCGUGCCUGCCUCAAGCAAACCUUCACACCAGUUUUUGUGGGAACAGCACUGAAAAAUAAAGGGGUUCAGUCACUCAUGGAGUCUGUUAUUAGAUACCUACCAAACCCAGGGGAAGUUGAUAAUUUUGCUUUGCAGCUAAAUAAGGCAGGUGAGGAAAAGAAGAUCCUGUUGCAUUCUGCACGUGAUAAUAGCCAUACUUUUGUUGGCUUGGCCUUUAAACUUGAAGCUGGCAGGUUUGGCCAGUUGACAUACGUAAGAGUCUACCAAGGAUGCCUUAAGAAAGGGGAAGUUAUAUACAACUCACGCACUGGCAAGAAGGUUAAAGUAUCCAGACUUGUCCAGAUGCAUAGUAAUAAUAUGGAGGAAGUUUCUGAAGUGUUUGCUGGUGAUAUUUGUGCAUUGUUUGGCAUAGACUGUGCCUCAGGAGAUACCUUCACAACAAAUGCUAAGCUGAACAUCUCAAUGGAGUCCAUGUUUGUACCUGAUCCAGUUAUAUCUAUGGCUAUUAAACCAAAGAAAAGUAAAGAUUUGGAUUGUUUCAGCAAAGCUGUUAAUCGAUUCACAAAAGAAGAUCCCACUUACAGGGUGCAUUGGGAUAAUGACAAUAAGGAAACCAUUGCCUCUGGCAUGGGGGAGCUUCACCUGGAAAUAUGCUCAGGUAGAAUGGAGCGAGAGUAUGGAUGUGAAGUGGCAAUGGGAAAACCAAAGGUGGCCUUCAGAGAGACACUUGCUAGUCCAGUCGAGUUUGAUUUUCUCCAUAAGAAGCAAUCUGGUGGAUCUGGUCAAUAUGGUCGUGUAACUGGAAUUGUUGAGCCACUCUCACAUGAAGAAAACACAAAAAAUAUCUUCAAAGAUGAAACAAUGGGAACCAACAUUCCAAAACAGUUCAUUCCUGCUGUUGAAAAGGGAUUCAAAGCAAUCUGUGAUAAAGGCAUGUUAGCAGGGCAGAAAGUCUCUGGUGUGAAGUUUCGACUAAAGGACGGUGCUAGCCACAUGGUUGACUCCAAUGAGAUCUCUUUCAUCCUUGCUGGUCAGGGAGCCAUGAAACAAGCAUAUGAAGAUGGAGUAUGGGUUAUCCUGGAGCCUAUUAUGUCUGUAGAAAUUACUGCACCAGAGGAAUUCCAGGGUGUGGUCACAUCACAUAUGAACAAACGCCACGGUAUUAUUACUGGUACAGAUGCUAAUGAGGGCUGGUUUUCUUUAUACUGCCAGGUUCCGCUGAAUGACAUGUUUGGGUAUGCCACAGAAUUGCGUUCCUCAACACAGGGAAAAGGCGAAUUUGCAAUGGAAUAUUCUUGUUAUGCUCCGGCAAGGGAAGAAGUAAUGGAAGACCUUAUCACUGAAUUUCAAGGUCCCAAAGAAAAUGUCGAGCCUUCAAAGAAAAGAGGCAGAAGAUAAAACAUGAUAAAUAAAUAUUGAAAAAAAUUAAUAAUUGAAAAAUUCUUUAGUACUGUCUACUGUACAGUACUGUUUUUAUUUUUUAUUUUAUUUUUUAUUUUAUUUUUUUUUUUUAACAAUUGCUACAGGUCUUGGAACAUUGAAAGUUUUCAAUAUCUUCAUCAGGUGUAGGUGGAAACUGUACACAGUGUAUAUAAUGUAUAUGUAUCUUUGUAUAAAGCAAAAGGAUUGGAGUGUGAACCCUCCAAUUAAUGGCUAGGAAAUAGACAAGUGAGCUGCAAGAUGAGCCCAUCAAAGAUUCACACUUGCCCUCAAGGAGAGAUCAGUAGCUAAGUGGACUCAUAUUGCUAGUUGGUAGGCCUCUUAAGGGAUCCCACCAGUAAAGCAGAAAAUGAUGGUGAAAUAUUUAACAAGAAUUAUUUACCCCUAAAGGUUUUGUUAAUCACGAGGACCCAGGUCAUAUGAACUGCAAACAGUACUUUCUACUAUUGACCUGGCUACUUUCUCACCCUGGCUCUUGAAACUUGAGGGGUUAGGAAUACAUUAUGCUGAAAAAGAUUGAAUUAUUAAAUUCAGUAAUCUGA
Homarus americanus (American lobster) is the source of this 2882-nucleotide messenger RNA. It is a transcript of the gene mEFG1, whose product is annotated as elongation factor G, mitochondrial-like. Gene Ontology annotation, cellular component: mitochondrion. NCBI's taxonomy places the organism in Eukaryota, Metazoa, Arthropoda, Malacostraca, Decapoda, Nephropidae. The transcript has 15 exons. Gene Ontology annotation, molecular function: translation elongation factor activity; GTPase activity; GTP binding. Gene Ontology annotation, biological process: mitochondrial translational elongation. Bases 70 to 2298 code for a protein of 742 amino acids. The record is from RefSeq and is a predicted model, not a curated record.